This is a messenger RNA of Eruca vesicaria subsp. sativa (arugula), 312 nucleotides long. Lineage: Eukaryota; Viridiplantae; Streptophyta; Magnoliopsida; Brassicales; Brassicaceae. The record is from the annotation of a GenBank genome assembly.
AUGGGUUGGGUCAGAGUUGUAAGAUGUUUUGUGAAUUUUGUCCACCUCAAAAAUAACCUCGCCAUCUACAUUCUUAAGAACCCAAGCAGCCUCACCAAGUCAACACUCCUCCAAGGUUCGUCUUGUGCAUCAGCUGAUGACUUUCAAACAUUUACUACUCAGGGAGGAAGCUAUUUCCAAGAAUCUAACUCUGACAGGUCACAUAUACCUUGCAGUAUUACCAACGGACAUACGAUUGAAAUCGGAGCAGGAGAUAAAACCUUAAGGUUCUGGAAUGUCUUCAGCUCAAGGCGACACUGGAAGUUCAGGUGA